AAUCACAGCGACCGGGAGGCUGGAAAAUGGAGGCUAAAGGUCGGCCGGAAGUUCUUUAAGCUUCCGGUGGCCGGCUAGCGUUUGGACUAUGGCUAAACAUCAUCCGGAUUUGAUCUUUUGCCGCAAGCAGGCUGGUGUUGCCAUCGGAAGACUGUGUGAAAAAUGUGAUGGCAAAUGUGUGAUCUGUGACUCCUACGUGCGUCCCUGCACUCUGGUGCGCAUAUGCGAUGAGUGUAAUUAUGGCUCUUACCAGGGGCGCUGUGUGAUCUGUGGAGGCCCUGGAGUCUCUGAUGCCUAUUAUUGUAAGGAGUGCACCAUCCAGGAGAAGGAUAGAGAUGGUUGCCCAAAGAUUGUCAAUUUGGGGAGCUCUAAGACAGAUCUCUUCUAUGAACGCAAAAAAUACGGCUUCAAGAAGAGGUGAUUGGUGGGUGGCCUCUUCCUCCCACCCAGUGUGGCAGCUGCCAGAAAAGACACCUACCACCACCAGCACAGAGGGAGUAGGCACAGGGCACUGCCUGAGUGCCUGUUAGUACACGGGCCCCUCUCCACCUUGCCUCUCCUCUUACCCGGAAAAGAAAUCUUUCACAGAACACUCUGGCACACCGUAGCAGAGAAAAAUAGAUAGACUGGUUCAUGAUUUUUCUUGAAUUCAAGAAACAAGCAUGUUUUCCAAAUUGCUAUGUUCUCUCUACACCAAGAGCUUCUGAAACAGGAAUAAUAUCAUCUCAGUCUUCUGUUUGAGGAAUUGACUGUGAAACUACCGCAGUGAGAAACCUGUUUUUGGCAGCUGUCCUUGAUGAGACAUCUGCAGUGUGGUGGGGGGCUCUCCGAACAGUCAGCGUGGGCAUUGGAUCUUGUAACACUUAGCAGGUGGUGCCUGUUCAUGUUAUUUUUCUUCUAAGAACUUGGAAUCCCUUUCUGUUGCUGUUGUAUUAAUAAAGCAGGUGUUUCUUUUCUGGUA
Molecule: messenger RNA, 961 nt
Organism: Neomonachus schauinslandi (Hawaiian monk seal)
Lineage: Eukaryota; Metazoa; Chordata; Mammalia; Carnivora; Phocidae
Gene: PHF5A
Product: PHD finger protein 5A
Biological process (GO): mRNA splicing, via spliceosome
Cellular component (GO): U2 snRNP; catalytic step 2 spliceosome; U12-type spliceosomal complex
Source: RefSeq, a predicted model, not a curated record